Molecule: messenger RNA, 1495 nt
Organism: Lepidothrix coronata (blue-crowned manakin)
Lineage: Eukaryota; Metazoa; Chordata; Aves; Passeriformes; Pipridae
Product: arf-GAP with dual PH domain-containing protein 1-like
Exons: 11
Coding region: 248-1384 (378 amino acids)
Biological process (GO): positive regulation of GTPase activity
Cellular component (GO): intracellular membrane-bounded organelle; plasma membrane
Molecular function (GO): phosphatidylinositol bisphosphate binding; GTPase activator activity
Source: RefSeq, a predicted model, not a curated record
CCUCCAGCCUCUUUGCCCCUGCCUGUGCUCAGCCAGCUCAGGUGCACCGGCAGGCCUCCGUACCCUUUCCAUUAACCUUAAGGCUUUUCUUGCCUUCCCCUUUUCCAUCCGUCUGCCAGAGCUUGUCUCUCUGGUGGCUUCUUCUCCCUUGGGCAACCCACUGCGUUGGCCUGCAGGUGCAUAAGGCACAGGCAGCUGCCUUCCUGGCCCUGUCCUGCCCUGCCUGCGGGGAUACCAUUAGGAGAGGAUGGCCGGAGGAAACGAGCGGAGCAUGAGGGCCCUGAAGGAGGUGUGGAAAAGAGCAGAAAACUCUUUGUGUGCAGACUGCGGGAAGCCAGAUCCUGACUGGGCAUCCUCUACUUUGGGUGUCUUUAUAUGCCUCAGCUGUUCAGGAAUUCAUCGCAACAUCCCUAGCAUCAGCAAAGUCAAAUCCCUGAAGAUGGACCACUGGGAUGAUGCUCAGGUGCAGUUUCUGGCCAAGCAUGGGAAUGCUGUGACUAAAGCCACAUAUGAAGCUCACAUCCCUAUUUACUAUUACCAGCCAACCUACAAUGACUGCCAAGUGCUGAGAGAACAGUGGAUACGGGCCAAAUAUGAACGCAAAGAAUUCACCGAGCUGGGAAAACAGCUGCCAUAUUCUGAUGGGGUGAAGGAAGGCAUCCUCUGGAAGCGAGGUCGAGACAAUGGGCAGUUCCUACCCCGCAAGUUCCUCUUGUCUGAGAGAGAGGGAUGUCUGAAGUAUUUCACCAAGCAGGAUGCCAAAGAACCCAAACUUAAUGUUAAAAUAGAUGUCAUCAAUGCUACGUUCCAGCCAGAGAAGAUUGGGAACCCCAAUGGCCUGCAGAUCACCUAUCUCAAAGACAACAAGACCCGUAAUAUAUUUGUCUACCAUGAAAGUGGAAAGGAGGUAGUGGACUGGUUCAAUGCCAUUCGCUCUGUGCAGUUCCAUUAUCUGAAGGUAGCAUUUCCCAUUGCCAGCGAUAAUGAGAUUAAAAAUCGUCUGACGAGAAAUUUCUUGAAGGAGGGAUACAUGGAGAAGACUGGUCCCAAGCAGAGAGAGGCCUUUAAGAAGCGCUGGUUCACACUGGAUCACCGCAGACUCAUGUACUUCAAGGAUCCUUUGGAUGCAUUUGCUAAGGGUGAGGUAUUUGUGGGCAGCAAAGAGAAUGGAUAUAGUGUCCAGAAGGGAUUGCCUUCAGGGACACAGGGCAACUUCUCUUGGCACUAUGGCAUCACCAUUGUCACCCCUGACCGGGAAUACCUCUUCACCUGCGAGACAGAGACUGACCAGCUGGAGUGGAUCAAAGCCUUCACUAGCGUCAUCAACCAGGCCAUGACACCACAGGAAUAUGCAAUUGAAGCCUACUUCAAGUUUAAAUCCUAGGAAACCAUUCAGGAACUAUGACUCCACUCUACCCGGUCCUGUGGCUGUCAGGAGAGGAGAGCAGAUUGACAUCAGAGAAACACUGUGCUCUUGAAGCACCCUUGAAGCACU